AAAAACAACACACAUAUUUGUUGUGUGUGGCCUAAUUAACUAAAGUGAAACUUCCCUACGUUUGUUUGUCAAACAAAUUAGCCACCCUGUCAAGUUACUUAGCACCACCACCUUGUUAUUUCCAAAUGCCAUCAAGCUAGCUAGGAAUAUUUUCUUAUACUUCACAUUUUUUGCUCUUUGCUUAGUUGCUAUAUAUAUUACUACAAUCCUAAUUGAAAUUCAACCACUCUUGUCAAUCAUAACUGAAUUAGCUUUCUUUGCUAACUUUGCAACACAAUAAGACAUGGGAGAAUUAGAAGGUUCCGAUUUGAACAAAACCGAGUCAUCACUAGAAGUUGUUCCUGAAGAGCAUUCGCCGGUUCUGGUAAAGGAAUCAGAUGCUCUUAACACAAUCAGCCAGGAACCAAAUGAUCAACAAGUCACUUCUAUAGUUGAUGAUGAUCAAAAGGUUGUAGAAGAUCAUGCUGAUAAUAAGGAAACAGGGGAUCAUGAUGAUAAAAAGGAUACUAAAGACUCAACUGAUAGAGAUACUGGACUUGCAAAGAUUGUAGCAGAGAAAAGAUUGGCUUUGAUUAAAGCAUGGGAAGAAAGUGAAAAAACAAAGGCAGAAAAUAGGGCAUACAAGAAGCAAUCUGCUGUUGGAUUAUGGGAGGAAAGCAGGAAAGCAUCUAUAGAGGCACAACUCAAGAAAUUUGAGGAAAAUUUGGAAAGAAAGAAGGUUGAAUAUGUUUUAAAAAUGAAAAAUGAAGUAGCUGAAAUCCAUCAAUAUGCUGAAGAGAAAAGGGCAAUAGUUGAGGCUCAAAAAAGGGAAGAAUUUCUUGACCUAGAAGACACAGCUGCAAAGUUUCGUAGCCGUGGAGUUGCACCAAAGAAAUUUUUUGCAUGCUUUAACAAUUAAGUUCUUUUAAGCUAGCCAAAUAAAAAGAACUGAAUUCUUGAUGUUCAAUUAUGUAUACUUUAAAUAAAGUGUGGUUUUAAAUGUGAUGCAUUGUUGUUUGUAUUGUUAAAAGGAAACUAUAUAUGUAUGAGUAUUGUUAAGCUAUAGUUAUCUCAAUGGUUGUUUCUCUCA
Molecule: messenger RNA, 1069 nt
Organism: Trifolium pratense (red clover)
Lineage: Eukaryota; Viridiplantae; Streptophyta; Magnoliopsida; Fabales; Fabaceae
Product: remorin-like
Exons: 5
Coding region: 284-898 (204 amino acids)
Source: RefSeq, a predicted model, not a curated record